CUUCUCGCGGCCGCCGCGUUGUCCGUGACAGCAUUCGUCGAUUCACUUCUGACGGAGGUUUGUUCGACAUGCAGUGGCGCCACCAGCAACAACACCAUCUGUCCCAGUCGUCGUCCACGGACGCUUCGUGUUGCAAGGUUCCUGUGCACCACCCGGCCGCCCGCGCCGCGGACGACCCGGUCGACCUUGAAGACAUGGCACGGCGCAUCGACAUUCGCCGCGCGACGAGCAUGCGCGAUUUGCGCGUGCGGACGUACGCCACCGAGCGCAGUGCGUUUGGGUUUGCCAAGUUGUACGAAGUCGAAAUCGAGAACGCGUGCAACAACAACUCGUUGCACUGGAAGCUGUACGUGUGGUUUGGCGACUUUCGGACGUUCUACAACCACGUCAAGCGCAUCAAAGCGCCGUCACUCAAGAUGUUUCGAAAACAAGCCACGUCCAUGAUGUUGCGUGGCAUGUUUGGCGACAAGGCGCUGUGCAUCACGCGAAUCCUGCGGCUUCUCUUCCACACGCUGGCUGAAAUCGCACCGACCAUAUCCGUGUGCAAAGCGGCGCGAGCGCUGCUUCACCUGACCGAUGACUUUUGCCAAAUGGAGUACCCUCACGACCACCGCGCGCUCUUGACGAUUCGCCAGAUGAAGACCAUCGAUGUGGACAGUUGCAGCAAAUGUAGCGACGACGGCAGUGACGUCGUCGGAUGUUGCAUCUGCUUGGUGGACGACGACGCCACCGCUCUCCGCGUUGUCUUGCGUUGCGGCCACGAGUUCCACGAGUCGUGUAUAUGCAUGUGGUAUUACUCGCGGUUGAAUUGCCCCGUCUGUAGGCAGUGAGUUGUACGAAUGCGGCUAUUUAGAUGGAUGUCCUGUGAACAUGGAUCGCUCUCGCUUUUUC
Molecule: messenger RNA, 891 nt
Organism: Aphanomyces invadans
Lineage: Eukaryota; Oomycota; Saprolegniomycetes; Saprolegniales; Verrucalvaceae
Exons: 1
Coding region: 69-830 (253 amino acids)
Source: RefSeq, a predicted model, not a curated record